AUGGCUUAUUCGCCUGCUCCUCCAUCCCCGGUUAAUGGUAGUAGCAAUCCCAUCAUGUCUAAUAAUAUACACUCCCGAGGACGCUCGACGAGUCCCCCGACCAGCGUGCCGCUGUCGAAACGGGACAAGCGACGCAGCGCGCUUCAGGAGCGCCUCCAAGACCUCACAGCUUCCUUCAGCCAAAAUCGGGACACUCAGUUCCGGCAACAAUUGCAUGCCCUCCAAUGUGACAUGACCCUCAUCAACAAUGCGGAUCCCUACGAUCCGGGCCCGCUGCCCGACAAUCCGGACGAAAUCGCACAGUUGAUUGAGAGUACCGUCGGCGGAGGAAAAUUCGCCAAGGAGAUGGCCAGUCUGGCCGGGAUGUGGUAUGCGCGAUUCGUGCAGGAGAUAAACCAGGCCAAGACUGAGAGAGACUCGGAUUUGACAAUGUUGGCGCAUCGUCAUACCAACAACCUUGAGCGGUUUCGGCGAGAGUAUGCGUUCCGCGUUCACUUUGCUGAAGAAGAAUACAAGCACCUUGCGAACACCCUCCGAGAACGUCUCGUCCAGACCAUCACCGGCAAACGGGCUCGUCUGAUGCGGGAGAAGGAGCAGUUGGAUUUGGCCGACACCAACGCUCUGCUCCUGCACCCUAACCAAUUCAGUAUCACCAAUCCUGCCAGCCCCGGCGGCAUCCACGGGAAUCGCAAGACGCGGCAUACUCGCCAUCGCGCCGAACCUGAAUUCAACGACGGAGCCAUAGCCGAAUCCUACAACCGGCGGAAGAGAAAGGCGCCCGAAGAAGAUGUCGGCUCUCCUGUGCGAGAUUCGGGCUUGUCAUCACACCCGGCCGAACGUGCUAAAGCUCAGAUGGUGCAGCAGCAGACGGCGCCCGCGUACGCGAUCCAGAAUCUCUUCACGGAGAAGGAGCUCAGUGCGCACGCCAACCACGCCCACGUGGCGACCGUGCAUUUUUUCUCGACCUCCAAGCGUGCGGACCAGCCGUCGGGGGCGGCGACCAACGGCAACAAUACCGACGCAGACGAGGGCUCCGGCGUCGACGGCACGGGUGCGGAAGACAACGGUACCCCGGCCACUGAUAUGGCGCGGACGGCCAGCCAGAACUUCCACGCUACGCGCUCGACUCGGGGCCACGGCAACCACGCCCUGAACGCGCUGGCCGAGCUGUCCGACAAGCCCGCAGUGCGACCCAACCUUCCGUACAACAUCCUGGCCAACUACCACGCGCGUCCAAGCAAUAACGGCGCUCCCCCCUUACCGCCGCUGAUGAACGAGGAAGUCGACGAUGACUGGGCCCGCAUGGACCGGCUACACAAUAAGCCGGCCGGCUUCGUUGACCGAGGCCUAGCACAACUGCUUGUCGAGAGCAUUCCUGCCGAGGUGGACGGCGUCCCUCCGAAUCCCAACCGAUUCAACAUGUUGCACCCGGACUUCCCGCCGGACAUGGGAAUGCAUCUGUACCCUCUUACAAAGGACACGGGCGAUGGGCCAUACAGUAAUGAACGGGCCAAGAAGAGCAGAACCUAG
Aspergillus homomorphus CBS 101889 is the source of this 1530-nucleotide messenger RNA. RefSeq names its product Sds3 domain-containing protein. NCBI's taxonomy places the organism in Eukaryota, Fungi, Ascomycota, Eurotiomycetes, Eurotiales, Aspergillaceae. Gene Ontology annotation, cellular component: Sin3-type complex. Gene Ontology annotation, molecular function: histone deacetylase binding. The coding region runs from base 1 to 1530 and encodes 509 amino acids. The record is from RefSeq and is a predicted model, not a curated record. The transcript is spliced from 2 exons. Gene Ontology annotation, biological process: negative regulation of transcription by RNA polymerase II.